Molecule: messenger RNA, 5377 nt
Organism: Varanus komodoensis (Komodo dragon)
Lineage: Eukaryota; Metazoa; Chordata; Lepidosauria; Squamata; Varanidae
Gene: UBE2E3
Product: ubiquitin conjugating enzyme E2 E3
Exons: 6
Coding region: 176-868 (230 amino acids)
Biological process (GO): protein polyubiquitination
Cellular component (GO): nucleus
Molecular function (GO): ubiquitin conjugating enzyme activity
Source: RefSeq, a predicted model, not a curated record
UGAGAGGGAGAGAGGGAGAGAGAGGGGGGCAGAGCUGCAAUUUCUGCCCUGCUGCUGCAAUUUCUUAUGAGGAUCAUCUUUUUUUUCUUUUUAAAGAAUAUAGAAUUCAGAUAUUUAAAAACCCCCUCCCAGUUUGAUCCUUCCUGGAUUUUUUUUAAGAGGGGGCAGGAAAAAAAUGUCGGUCUGUUUUGUAGAAACUGAUCAGGACUCGGUGGCGUUGAAAGCUUUCCAGAAGUUUUCCAAGAUGUCCAGUGACAGACAAAGGUCAGAUGACGAAAGCCCAAGUACCAGCAGUGGUAGUUCAGAUGCAGAUCAGAGGGACCCACCAGCACCUGAACCCGAAGAGCAAGAAGAAAGAAAGCCUUCUGCAACCCAGCAAAAGAAAAAUACCAAACUCUCCAGCAAAACUACUGCUAAACUAUCCACUAGUGCUAAAAGAAUUCAGAAGGAGCUAGCGGAAAUAACCCUGGAUCCACCUCCUAACUGCAGCGCUGGGCCUAAAGGUGAUAACAUUUAUGAAUGGAGAUCUACUAUCCUUGGUCCCCCAGGUUCUGUAUACGAAGGUGGCGUCUUUUUCCUGGAUAUCACAUUUUCAUCUGAUUAUCCAUUUAAACCACCAAAGGUUACCUUCCGUACUAGGAUCUACCACUGCAACAUCAACAGUCAGGGAGUCAUCUGUCUGGAUAUUCUGAAAGACAACUGGAGCCCUGCUUUGACUAUUUCAAAGGUUUUGCUGUCUAUUUGUUCCCUCUUGACAGACUGCAAUCCUGCUGAUCCUCUGGUGGGAAGCAUAGCCACUCAGUACCUGACCAACAGAGCGGAACAUGACAGGAUAGCCCGGCAGUGGACCAAGAGAUACGCAACAUAAGCCACGGUGACUACUUUGUGCAGUGUGAAGGUGCAGGGAUGCGGCCUUGCAGUGUGCAACCAAUCUUUAUAGCCUUUACAAUACGGACUUCUGUGUAUAUGUUAUAUUGAUUCUACUCUCUGCUUUUAUCCUUUUGAAGAUUGGGAUUCUGCCUCCCCUCCCUCCUGGCCCCCCACCCCCCCUUCUGCCCCCCAAAAGGUAAAUGCUAUCAGGAGUAGAACUUUGUAGCUGUAGAUUAGUUAUGUUUAAAAUGCCUACUUGCAAGUCUUGCUUCUUUGGGAUAUCAAAAUGUAUUUUGUGAUGUAACUAAGGAUACCGUUCCUGAAGUCAACCAAAUAUUAUAGUGCAUUUUAGCCUAAUCCAUUAUCUGUAUGAAGUUAUUAAAGGUAGCUGUAGAUGACUAGGAAUUACGUCAUUUGUAUUAAGCCCAGAUCUAUUUCCGAUGUGUGGUACAUGCUGUUGUGAAAACUGUUUUAAACUUUUACCUUUGUCGGUUUGUAAUGAAAGGGACUCCUUUGUCCCCCACCCCUCCCAUCGACACCCACCUUGUAGCUCAGAGAGCAUCCAGUGUAUCAUCUCAAACACAAUAAAUAUGUUCCCCAAGGAAGAGCUUCUUUGUUUUCAUAUUUGAAAUUAAAAUGGCAGCACACUGUGAUGGACUGGAAGGCAGGGCUGCUUCUAUGAGGUCCCCUGUGGACAGUGAGCAGAAGGAAGGACGGACCAAGCACAAGACCAUCUCGGUUACCCUUAAGGCUGAGCAGGCCCGGCUUCGUGUGGCUCCGAACCUACCCCUUGUGGCUGCAGCAGUGUGCUUCGGGGUCUGAGCUGAAGCAGGGACCUCUGAGGCCUGGGAGGUGGACCGUUUCCAUCCUCCUCCCACUCCCAGAGCCACAACCCUUUAAAAAUGAAUCUACUGUGAAUCUACUUAUCGGCAGCUGCCCUGGACUGGAAGCUUAUUCUGUGGCACAGUUCAGGGAUAUAAAUAUUUUAAAUAAAUGCAAUCGUCAACAGCAAGCUAGCAGGCAGAUCAGGACUGUCAGCUUAACCGUAUCCUCCUGCCACCUGUCCCAUUUAAAAUCCCCCCGCCAGCUCCUGAUAGCCCCAGGAGGAAAGCUCUCAUUUGCCCCAGUGGAAUCUCACUCCAGUCACAGCAAAUAAUAUCUUUGCCGGUGGGGGGGGGGGAUUUUUGUUGGGACCACAGCAAGGAAAGAAGGAACUGAACCACUUCCCCUUGUGCUCCCAGUGAAAAGCUCCUCUCCUGCACCAAAUAUGUCCUAUUUUUAAAAACACCCAUGUGGCUACAAGUGUCAAGCCUCAUUUGGUGCUGAGCUUUCCUUAAAGGGUGAAUGGAACUUAAUACUUACUGUUUAAUCUUUCACUGUUCCAGCACAAAUGAGUUUGGCACAACAUGUGAAUGGUGCAGAUGACCAGAGGCCAAGUGUGCAUGCUACAACCCGAUAAAUGACUUAAAUGGGCAACGCAUGGCCACAGGCCUCUUGAGGCCGCCUGUGUCCUCUGAGGCCCUCCCCGCCAAAUUAUUAAUUGAAAAAAGGCAUUGGUUUGUGCUUAUAUAGUGCCAAGAGGAUCAAAUUAGCUUGACUCUUUUGGUGCUCUAUAGCCAUUUUAGCCAACUAAAAGGGCCACAGUUAUUUCGCAAACAUUCUAAUUUAGACACUUUGAGCACUCUGUAGCCAUUGCAGGCUAUAUUUAAACCAAAACAUGUUUUGAAAUUAUUUUCCAGCACCCAUGGAGGGAUUCAGUGGGCAAACAUGGCCCUCGGAACUCUCCGGGUUGCCCACUUUUGUCGUAUUGGCUGGGCAGAAGUAUCAGAUGAUGUAGCACACUUCUGCUCCCAAUCAGGAAUUCAGUGAAGUUAGAAAGUGAAUGGUAAGACUCUUCUCGCUCUUGAACAGAAAAGUAACCCUCAGCCCAUUUUCCAAGUGGCUCCCUGAGUUCUACUGUAUGUUAAGUCUUACUGCAUUCACCCAGUGUUGACUUGAGCAAUGAGUGUAGCAAACAAGUCUUGCUAUUUCUUCACACAUCCAGUGUGAAUGAGCAGCCCAGCUAAUCAUAUGAUUUCCUAUUUGGUUUUCCAUGGUCAUCCCCGCUCCCAGCUCUAAUUUUCCAUAAAUGAACUCGCUUUUGCAAGAUAAAUGCACAGGUCUUAAAAAGCCUGAGGGGCUAGGUUUGCUUUCCAUCAACAUUGCUGCAGAUCUUGCCAAUAUUUUCUUAACAUGUACCAGAUCACAGAGAGUUCAGUGCUUUAGAUUUCAGUUUAAAGUUCCAGCCUAUUUAAUCAUGUUAAACUGUCUUCCGAAGCAGCAAAACUGCAUGCUCUGUUUACCAGCUUUUCGCAAAAUGGAAUAAGUAGCAUAUUAUUGAUCUGGAACUGUAACAUUCAUCUGAAACUGCAAAAUGCACUUUUGUAAGUGGAACAUAGGUUUAAAUAAUGUGUAAUUCUGAGCAGAAUCCAUUCAGAAGAUCCCCUGCAUAAGCUGCCGUGAAAUGAAUGGGGCGACCCAGACGCAACACUCUUGUCCCUCCUUCUGUGGACAUUGCACAGAAUAAUUCCCUGGUAGAUGGAACCCUUUCUCUGUGUGGAAGGUUGAAUCUUCCGCUACUCCAGCUGGGGAUUUCAGCCCCAACGUGCUCCUGCCCUGCCCUCGUUGGCUGUACCAUCACAAACACUACAAUGCCGUAUAUGGAUGGUUUGAUUGUGUGGGUAGCUUGGAUUACAAGCUGAGCUUUCGUGUCAGUAUUCCCUGGGAAUGAGCUUGUAAUCAAAGGAUCCAUGCAUUACCAGUGGGCAUAGACCCAGCAGGAAUAUGUAUGAGUUCGGGCCCAAGACACAGGCAUGCAUUCUAGAUAUUUGAUCUGGAGCAAUUACUUACUCUUCCAUUCUGUUUUCCUUUGUAAUAAAGCCAGCAAAAAAGCUCAGACAGGGAAAAAUGAUUUCAGAUGACUGAUCUGCUGAGUCUCUUGGGCCCUACCCCAACCAAAUCUGAUGUGUCUUUUUGGAAAUGUUAGAGCACCUUUGUCAAAGAGUUCUGUGCUGGACUUCUCGAUCGCUGAAUUUCAGUAUUUUUGGCUAGCUUGAGUACUUCACUAUGAAGACAUCAGGAGGCAUCAUUGUUCCAAAUGUAAGGCAGCCUUCCCUAGUUCUUGUCCUCUAGGUGUUUUAUGCUGCAACUCCUAUCAGCCCCAGGGCAACAUGGCUAGUCAGGAAUGAUGGGAAUUGUGAUCCAAAACAGUGGAGAACACAAGGUCGGGGAAGGCUGCUAUAAGAUUUGUGGUCUCAAGAUGUGACUUCCAGAGUGAUGUUCCUUGACGUUUAUGCCUGCAUAUUCUGAGAAGUGGCUGAACAGGUGACACCGGGAUCUCUCGACUAAAAGCCAUUUUCACUCCUCCUGUGAGAGGGCCUUGUUGGCAGCUUGGGUUCUGUUUCAAACCCUGAAGUAAAAGCCCGUGUGGCAUAAGGUCUGUAAAUACUGUAGUUGUCCACGGGGAGUUGCGAAGAACUGACCCCAUCCCUCGUUUCUUAUUGCAGUGGGCGAAGCUGGACUGUACAGCCCCAGACUGCAGAGUGGCUCUCAUGACCGGAAAGCUUCUUUUUUUCAAAUCAGUGCCUUCUGCAUUGAAAACUAGGUCAGAGAGAAGCCUUCUAGCCUAGCCCUGUCCCUGACAUGCCAGUUUUCUGUGUACGGGGAGCUUGUGUGUUGUGGGGGAGCUUUUGCAUGUCGAAUCACUCGGUCAUAGGAGCCCCACAUGCAGUCUGGGCCGCAAGGAGCUUCGGCACCUCAUGAGAACCGUCCAUGCACCUAGUUGUGUGAAGAGCACGGGGGUCAUGAUGGGGGGUCUGAAGCACGCUUGAGCCAGGCACCCUUCAUGAAUUUUAGUGGCUCCCACUAAAAGGAAUGGCGUUUACACGGCAUGCAGGCUUUGUAAAUUCACCCGAUAAUUUAUGAGCAUUAAGGAACAACAACUUCGAAGUGACUAGCAAAUGGGGAGGGACUCCGAAGAUGUCGCUGUUCCCAUGUGCUGAUAAAGGUCAUCCAUACGUUGCAUGUACAACACUCCUGCAAAUUUACAAUAAAGGGCAAAAUGUAUAUUUCACAUAUUACAUAUGUGGCCUGCAAAGCUUUAAAAUAUUUAUAUCACAAAAUAUAGAGUAUAAUUACAACCUUAUUCUUGUUUUUAAUGUACUAAAAUUUCCUCUUGCACCUCAGAUUUCAGAACCUUUCUCAAGAUUGGCCCUGUUUCCUUUACUAAACAUUUGAUUAUGGAUUCUGAAUUUCCUUCUUGUCAUUGGUUUGUCACAACCUUGUUCUUUUUAAUGUAGUUUUUUUGUCUGUAAAUUUUAUAUUUACUGAAGUAAGAGCUUGGGGGUUUUUUGUGUAUACAUUUAAACUUAAAAGGAAAAAAACUUAAUUUUGUUUCUCAACUUUUCUCUGCUUACACCAUGCGGUAGAAAGAAAUUUGUAUUGUUAAAUAAAUCAAAUAGUUGUUAAA